Molecule: messenger RNA, 355 nt
Organism: Racocetra persica
Lineage: Eukaryota; Fungi; Glomeromycota; Glomeromycetes; Diversisporales; Gigasporaceae
Source: the annotation of a GenBank genome assembly
AUGACUAAAAAUAAUCCCAAUUUCCAAUCUCAAAAUACAGUAAAAUUAAAUCUUCAGUCAGAAAAAAAUAGUCCUCUACUUCGUCAAAUUAAUCGGUACAUAACAUGUGCAAAACAGUGUAUUAUAAUUACUGGGGCUAGUAUUUCUUAUAGUGGUGGAAUACAUGGAACUCUUGAAAAGUUACAAUGUAAAGUUUGUACAAAUAUUUAUGAGUUUACGCUGCAAUAUUGUGAAAUUUUCAAGCAAGGUAAAGCAUCAAAAUGCCCCAGAUGUAAAAAGAAAGAAAAUGUUCAGAUAAAAGAAGGAAAGCAUCCUCAUACAAUUGGACAGCUAGAACCAACAAUAAUCCUGUAUG